This is a messenger RNA of Coniophora puteana RWD-64-598 SS2, 384 nucleotides long. RefSeq lists its product as uncharacterized. The record is from RefSeq and is a predicted model, not a curated record. The coding region runs from base 1 to 384 and encodes 127 amino acids. The transcript has 2 exons. Lineage: Eukaryota; Fungi; Basidiomycota; Agaricomycetes; Boletales; Coniophoraceae.
AUGGAACAGCUCACCCAGGUCAAUCAAGGCUGUCUUCACAAGAUGGAGUACUUUGAUGCUCUCACUGCUGCUCAAGAUGUUGUCCUCAAGGAAGCAGUCAAGCUCCACAGCAUGUUCAGCAGCCACAGUGUUGAGGAUUUCUACGAGGCCAUCAUGCAGCAAUUGAGGAUCAAGGGUUUGAAGAAGCGGCUCACCACUGGAAUGCUCACCUCAGCAAGGAGCUAUGGUCCUUCAAUGAUCAUAAGUGCUGCCUCUGACAGCAAACACAAGACAGCCUCUCAGUUUGCUAAGGAACUCAGGGCCACUUGGAAUGGGUUGUCACUGGAGGAUGUCACAAACGUGCCUAGCAGGGGAAUCUUGCAAACCCAGCCCAAUGGGGCUUAG